Paramisgurnus dabryanus is the source of this 1247-nucleotide messenger RNA. RefSeq lists its product as uncharacterized. The record is from RefSeq and is a predicted model, not a curated record. NCBI's taxonomy places the organism in Eukaryota, Metazoa, Chordata, Actinopteri, Cypriniformes, Cobitidae. Gene Ontology annotation, cellular component: cytoplasm.
GAGAGAGAGAAAGAAUGCUAUGAUGUCACACCGGCCCACUCAAAUACAAAAGCAGUGUAGAGAAAGACACACACGCUCGCUUUCCACUAACACAACUCUUACAGCACACAUCACCAGCUCUCAAUAAUUCAUAUGUCUACAGAGUGGAACAAGGACAAAAAUCUCCGUGGCAGGAUCUAAAAUGUCAACGUCUGGAAAAUAGAAGCAGCUUUUGUUUCAGGAAAGCCCAACAAGAACUCCAAAUAAAGAGCUGGACUCUUUAAAAAGUGUUUACAUCCCCAUCUUACCCAAACACAUACCCAACACAAAUCAUCAACAUGCUUCAGCAAAUAUUAGCCGACAUGUACAUCGACCCAGAUGUACUAGAGGCUCUGAACGAAGAACAGAAGAAGAUCUUAUUCUUCAAAAUGAGAGAAGAACAAGUCAGGCGCUGGAAAGAAAGAGAAGAGAAGGAUGGAAAAGAAGGGGUGAAAAAAGAAAAGCUUCGCCAGAAGAAAGGUCCCUGUAAAACUGUGAGCUGGUUGCUGGGCAGUGAUGGUGAUGUGCACGUGUGCUUCAUUGGAGAAUCAGACGAUCUCAAAUCACCCAAAUUCAUUUUGUCAGAGCUGAGGAAUAAGACAGCAGUCAACCCUAACAAUAUCAACAGAGCGAAAGCAGAACCUGUAAGCGUCAGCCUGACCACAGCCAACAGAGAACCACAGGCCAACACAGAAGCAGGGAUCCAUCUUCUGCUUAAGAAACCAGAGGAGCUGGGUAAUUCUGGUGGAGAAUCAGAUGAAUCUAAGCAGGACAGCGGCUCUGAUCAGUCUGUUGAUGACACCAAGGGCCAAAACGAAGAUUCGGACUCCGGCAGCGCUGAAGAAGACAUCGUCCUAUACAAACCACAUUUCAGCAGCACAGCCUCAAAACUAGCAGACAGCCUAAAUGAUCUUAGAUUGCACAGAGUGAUGAAAGAGCAGCUGACAGUCACAGACAACACACGCCCACUGGACAGACCAUACAAAGGAACAGUGAGAGGAAAGGACAGCAGUAUGAUGUACCGCGGUCGUGUGGCUCAGCUUAGACAAACCUUCAACACCACAAAUUCAUCCUCCUCUACAAAUCAGUUGCAGUCUCUUUUUGCCACCCCCCGUCCGUCCUUCCCUCCCUCCCUCGCUCAUCCUGCCAUCCUGCCGGGCAGCAGUGCCCGCUGGCGCGUUGGCAAGACAGUGUCACGGCAGGCACAAGCCAGCGAGAACAGCAGGUGA